AUGUCAAGCGAAUCGCAUCGCCCGCACAGAACCCUUGAGCGACUUCCCGAUGGCAGUCCUCGAUUUCAUGGGUGCUCGAGAAUCCAAGAGUAUGAAUACCUGGGCAAACUAGGAGAGGGUACUUUCGGAGAAGUGUCAAAGGCGAGAUCAAAAAAGACCGGACAGUUGGUCGCUCUGAAAAAGAUUCUGAUGCACAACGAGAAGGAUGGAUUUCCCAUCACCGCUUUACGCGAGAUCAAACUCUUGAAACAGCUAGACCACAUCAACAUUUUGAAAUUGGAGGAGAUGGCUGUCGAGCGACCCAAGAAUGCGAGCAAAAAGCCGAGCAUGUUCAUGGUCAUGCCGUAUAUGGACCAUGACUUAUCUGGUCUACUCGAGAAUCCCGACGUGAAUUUUUCGGAGGCACAGAUCAAGUGUUAUAUGAAACAACUUCUUGAAGGCUGCGCUUACCUCCACGAGAACAAGAUCCUACAUCGAGACAUGAAGGCUGCGAAUCUCCUGAUCAACAACAGAGGCAUUCUACAAAUUGCUGACUUUGGUCUUGCACGCCCAUACCACGAUGACCCACCGCGGCCUGGUCAUGGAGGCGGCGAGGCUACACGAGAGUACACUACCUUGGUAGUCACGCGUUGGUAUCGACCGCCCGAACUCCUUCUGCAACUCCGCAAAUACACAACCGCGAUCGACAUGUGGGGGGUCGGUUGCGUUUUUGGCGAGAUCUUCAAGAAAAAGCCUAUUCUGACAGGCAAUACGGAUCUCAACCAGGCUCAGAUCAUCUUCGAACUCGUUGGUUCUCCCACUGACGAAACAAUGCCAGGGUGGCGAGAGCUUCCCGGCUGCGAUGGCAUCACGGAAUUCGAACCCAGACAGCCUACACUCAACCGCGUAUUCCGCGAACUGCCUCCCCUUGCGCUUUCGUUAUUAAGUGAAUUCUUGAAGCUCGACUGGCGAAAGCGAAUAAAUGCAAUCGAUGCAUUACAACAUCCUUAUUUUCACACAGAGCCACUACCUGCCAGGCCUAGCGAUCUACCAACCUUUGAGGAUUCUCACGAAUUGGAUCGUAAGAAGUUCCGAGAUCAGAAACAGAAGCCUCCUCCUGCACCGGCCGGUGGGUCGGUGGGUAUUGCCUCACAAGGUGAAUGGAGUCUCCAUGGACGUCCUCCUCCUCCUCACGAAAAUCGAGGACCGCCUGGCCCUCGGGCUCCUGGAGGCCGACCCCAUGCUAACGGCUAUGGGCACCAAGGCCAUGGUCGUCGACAUCCACCUCCUGGACAAAAUGGACGCCAUGGAGGCAACGAUCGCCGUGGGCCACCUCCUCGAGAUGUGCCGCCGUAUGAUCAGCCGCACCGUCUCCCUUACGACGAGGGCUAUUCUCGACGACCUCCGAUGGAGCAUGGUAUGCCACCGCGCCAACCAGUUCACGAGAACGAGCAAUACCGAUACGGCGGAACAGAUGUGCCACCUCACCGAGAUGACGGUCGUGGCCUUCCACCGUCACGGUCUAGAGUACCGGGAGCGCCCAGCAAUGCACCCCCGGCAGACAAUCGACGCCCUGUUGACGAUCGCGACACCUAUAUCCCGCCAUAUUCCAGUGCAGACUCUCAGCAACGGCCACCACAUAUGAAGGCUCGCAGAAGAGAUGACCGGCCUCCGUUCAGAGACGGCCACUAUCCUCACGGACCACCAGACUAUGGCGAACCUCUUCGAUAUGACGACAGUAGCGCGCCAGGCCCAGAUCGUGAAAGAGGACGAUUGCGAGAUAUUGAGAGCAUGCCUAUGCCGCCACAAGGUGGGACCUACGAAAGAGAACGAGAUCGAAGACCGCGGAGUAGAAGUCCCGUUCCAAUGAGAGAUUGGGAAAGAGAUGCGCAUCGAGACAGGAGGGACCGAGACCGAGAGUGGGAAAGAGAACGGGAGUACCGAGAUCGCGACCGAGGGUACGGCAUGCAAGAUCCGUAUCGUCGAUAG
Messenger RNA from Exophiala spinifera, 1968 nucleotides. RefSeq names its product serine/threonine-protein kinase bur1. Gene Ontology annotation, biological process: protein phosphorylation. Gene Ontology annotation, cellular component: nucleus. Gene Ontology annotation, molecular function: cyclin-dependent protein serine/threonine kinase activity; ATP binding. The record is from RefSeq and is a predicted model, not a curated record. The coding region runs from base 1 to 1968 and encodes 655 amino acids. The transcript has a single exon. NCBI's taxonomy places the organism in Eukaryota, Fungi, Ascomycota, Eurotiomycetes, Chaetothyriales, Herpotrichiellaceae.